AUGAAUUCGCUAAGUUCGGUUCUUGCUACAGCCUCAUUCCGCUACAAACUCGACGACUCGAUCACUUUCGAAUUCGUAGAUGGUCUCUUUCCGUCAGACCCUGCCCCAGACGUCCCUUACUUCUACGCACCCCCAUACUACGCCUGGUGGGAAGGCAACACCCCCGCUUCCGUGCGCACUUCCCACACCUGGCUCCAAUCCAAACUUGCGCGCGACGGUCCCUACGACGGAGUCCUGCUCUUCUCCCAAGGCUGCAGCGUGAUAGCCAGCUUCCUCCUCUACCACCAAGCCACCAACCCAACAUCACCACCCCCGUUCAAAGUAGCAAUCUUCAUCUGCGGCGGCAUCCCGCUAUCGAUUCUCGAAGACCUCGGCGCGAAAGUCAGCCAGGAAGCCCACGACUGGGACCAGAAGACGCGGGUCCUCCUCCGCGAGAAAACCACCGAUGCCGCCGCCAUCCUGAGCCAUGGACACGACCGAUGGGGAAGUUCCGCCAAGGAUGACACGGCUGAGGAGGACCCCGGCGCGAAAAUAAUGAAUAAUCCGCAGGACGUCUUUGGCCUCGACACGACGCAGUUCUCCGAGCACUCCAAGAUCCGAAUCCCGACCGUGCAUAUCUACGGCUCAAAGGACCCGAGGCGGCCGGCGUCGCUGCAGCUGGCGUGUCUCUGUCGCGCCGAGGUCCGGAAGAUAUACGAUCAUGGUGGUGGGCAUGAUAUCCCCAGGCGGAAGGAGGUCUCGGAAGCGAUCGCCGGGUUGGUGAGGUGGAGUGUAAAGAUGGCUGAGGGCGACGAAGGAAUUCGAGCUUGA
Molecule: messenger RNA, 810 nt
Organism: Endocarpon pusillum Z07020
Lineage: Eukaryota; Fungi; Ascomycota; Eurotiomycetes; Verrucariales; Verrucariaceae
Exons: 1
Coding region: 1-810 (269 amino acids)
Cellular component (GO): cytoplasm; nucleus
Source: RefSeq, a predicted model, not a curated record